This is a messenger RNA of Dreissena polymorpha, 1350 nucleotides long. RefSeq names its product complement C1q-like protein 4. The coding region runs from base 778 to 1299 and encodes 173 amino acids. The record is from RefSeq and is a predicted model, not a curated record. Gene Ontology annotation, molecular function: protein binding. The transcript has 2 exons. NCBI's taxonomy places the organism in Eukaryota, Metazoa, Mollusca, Bivalvia, Myida, Dreissenidae.
GCUUACCUGGCCACACAGUAAUUGAAGAGCUAUCGGCACAUAAUACACAGACGCGUUUGUUUAUUUUUGUAAUAAUAUUUUUAGUGAAAGAAUUAAGUUAAAAUUAAAUAUGAUGUGAUAUAAGAACAUGAACAGUUUUCGUCCCAUGUUUAAGCUUUGUGUGUGUUUUGAUAGUAUUUUUAUGUAAUUUACUGACUUACUCAGGUAAGCGAUCUGCGGAAUACUACAUCUUGGCUUCUUUAAAAAGAUGCCCGUUAUUCAUUUCUAUUACUUUUGAAUGUAAGAGAACACGCGAAAUGGUUUCUCUGAUAAUUCCGUUUCUUCUUAGUGGUCUGAUUGUAGUUCAAGCUCGUGAAGGACUAGGAAAAAAUGGUGACCAUGAACUGUUGACAAAAGCUCAGGGUAGUAGUGAAGAAAACAAUGAUGAUAUAAAUGAGCUGCGUAGGACACAACAACAACAAGAGGCAAAAAUCCAUAGAUGAAAUGAAACGCAUUCAAAACCAAAAAGAUGAAACAAUACAUAAAAUACAACUUGAUCUGGAUAAUUUACGGUUUGAAAACAGUCAGUUAAAACAGUCUUUUUCGAAAUGCGCGGGACAAAUUCAAACAAUAUUGGUCGCAUUACAACAUUUGGAGAAGACCAAUAAGGGCUAUGAGCCAGCGAUGAAUGAAAUUAAAAUGAAAACAUUCGAGGCUGGAACAAACACUUUGUUGGAAGCUGAAGCAACAAACAAUGGAACGAGGUCUCAGUCCGGAUAAUUUCGAAAAAUAAGUUUAAUGAGCACCGAUGAAUCCAAACGGGAAGAAACAACACAACACAAUGAUGGAGAAGAUGCCGUCAAACGAACAGUUAGUGGACGCCACGCUGGAACAGAUUUGGUGGCUUUCUUUGCAACCUUAAGCCAAACAGCUGAACAUCUUGGCGCACACCAGAACGUGUUGUUCGACAAUAUCAUUACAAAUGUGGGCUCAGGCUAUAACCAACACCUGGGAGGUUUCACAGCCCCUGUCUCUGGGAUGUACGUUUUCAUGACGACAGUGAUGUCCCAAACUGGACACAAUGCCCAUUUUCAAUUGCUUCGCAAUGGCCACGUAGUUUGUAAUAUGUACGUUGGUGGCAAGGGCUAUACUUAUAACCAUGAUGCAAGUGCUGGAAGCUUUGUCCUUCAACUCAGCAAGGGUGAUGUUGUUGCCAUACAGAAUUUGGAUUCUGGGGAGAUCCUAUUCGGAGGUCAUUACUCGUAUUUCUCUGGGUUCCUUUUGAAGGCAAUUGAAGAGGAUCCUUCGAUCAUAGGAUGAAUCAGCAAUCGAAAUACAAUGUAAACAAUGUUAAUAAAAUAAUGAAAACUG